Messenger RNA from Phaeoacremonium minimum UCRPA7, 2895 nucleotides. Its product is annotated as putative copper-transporting atpase 1 protein. The record is from RefSeq and is a predicted model, not a curated record. Gene Ontology annotation, cellular component: membrane. Gene Ontology annotation, molecular function: copper ion binding; ATP binding; ATP hydrolysis activity. Lineage: Eukaryota; Fungi; Ascomycota; Sordariomycetes; Togniniales; Togniniaceae. Gene Ontology annotation, biological process: copper ion homeostasis; monoatomic cation transport. Bases 1 to 2895 code for a protein of 964 amino acids. The transcript has 2 exons.
AUGGCGCCGUCAGACAGAAAUGCUCGCCAGUCCCUCGAGACGGUGACUACCUCCUUCCUCCUGGACAACCUCCACUGUCCUACCUGUGUCUCCACUGUCAAGAGCGUUCUACACGACUCCUGCGCGGAUCAUGUUAGAUGGGUCUCACCGAACAUCGUAACCUCUGUUGUCACCGUGGAACACGACUCAGCCGCUACCAUUAAGAACAUGACCGCCGCUCUCGAGGACGCCGGCUUCGAGGUCUCCGGUGUCACCUCCUCUGCCGCAGACUUUUCAGAGCUGGACGAGCUCGAACAACGCCCUCCAACUAGUAGCCGCAAUGGCGAGGCAAGCAGACAAGAUAUAUCCAGGCCGUCAGCAGCUCUCGGUAGGUGGAUCAGUGCCUCUCGUCUAACACACAAGGGCAAAAUGGUCCGACCACCGCAGGAGCACAUACACCUGCUCAACUGUGAGCAGUGUCGCAAGACAAAGGAGACUGGUGUGGACGAGAAGACCAUCAUCGAGGGAAAGGAUACUGCUUGUCAUCCUGAAGAGUCAGCUCUGUCACACACUUCAAGUACUGCAAACCCACUAGACAGCUUAAAAUCGCGCGAGGCCGUCAUGUCGACCAAAUCCUUCAUAACCGUCGAUACGGAGGAGAAGCUGCAAAAUGUCUACCGAGCGACCCUGGCAGUAGGUGGCAUGACCUGUGCUGCCUGCGUCAACACCAUAUCGAACGAGUUGGACAAGAAAGACUGGAUCACCAAAGUAUCCAUCAACCUUGUCUCUAAUUCUGCAACUGUUGAAUUUGUCGGUCGAGAAAACACCGACAACCUCGUGGAGGCAAUCGAGGACCUUGGUUAUGACGCAACCAUUGAUAAGGUCGUUGACCUAGAGGAAGAGAAAGCCCCAAGCCAAGUGAGGACGGUUGAGAUACUGGUCGACGGUACGACCAUUGCAUAUGUCUCUUCGGUCAGCCAGCUCAUUGCCGCCGCCGCCAAUCAUCCGGAGGAGAUCAGUGACACCAAUUUCUAUUUUGACUCAGUCGUCUUUUUGACAUUCUUCUUGUUAAUUGGUAGACUUAUUGAGUCAUACAGCAAGUCGAAGACUGGAGAUGCCGUGGAAGCCCUUGGAAAGCUUCGCCCUACGGAAGCUACCUUGUUCGAGAAGCAAGGCGAUAAAGAGAAGACGUCUGUUGUCGCGGCUGAUUUGCUUGACUUUGGUGAUGUUGUUCGUGUGCCUCAUGGUGGCUCACCACCCGCAGAUGGGACUGUGGUUCAAGGUGAGAGCAGUUUCGACGAAUCAAGUCUAACUGGCGAGUCACAUUUGAUCAAGAAGAACCCCGGCGAUCAAGUCUUCUCCGGGACAGUGAAUAAGGACGCCCCCAUACUCGUACAGAUCACUGGCGUCUCGGGCCAGUCGAUGCUGGACCAAAUUGUCAAUAUUGUCCGUGAAGGUCAGACGAAGCGAGCCCCGAUGGAACAAAUUGCAGACCUACUCACAACAUACUUCGUUCCUAUCGUCACUUUCGUCGCCAUUUUGACCUGGCUCAUUUGGUUGGCAAUGGGGUUGAGCGGAAGGAUCCCAUCCCAUUAUCUGGACGUCAGCUCCGGGGGUUGGGUCGCCUUCUCGCUGCAAUUUGCUAUUGCUGUCUUUGUGGUCGCCUGUCCCUGUGGACUGGGUCUCGCUGCUCCAACAGCAAUCUUUAUCGGUGGUGGAAUGGCAGCGAAACACGGUAUCCUUGCUAAGGGGGGCGGCGAAGCUUUCGAGAAAGCUAGUCGGAUCGACUGUGUUGUCUUCGACAAGACAGGCACUCUCACCGUUGGCGGUCAACCCACCAUAACAGACUCAGAGAUCUUCCCUGAUAGCACGGAAGUAAACAAUAAGACUACCGAAUCAAUGCUAGCCGCACUCAAGGCUGUCGAGGAUAAUAGCAGUCAUCCCAUUGCCAAGGCUAUCGUCACUUACUGUUCCGCGAAGGGGCUUGACACAAACGUCGUCGUCGAAAAUCUCGAAGAAAUACCCGGAAAGGGCAUGAAAGCAGUCUACCGGACAUUAACCCACGAUAAAUCUUUUGAGAUCAUCGUCGGUAACGAAGCGCUGCUGAAGGACUUCUCCGUCUCCAUCUCUACAAAGGUCUCAGAAGCGCUUCAGAAGUGGAAGACUGAGGCCAAGUCCAUUGCUCUCGCAGCCACAAAGCCCAUAUCAUCUGAAAACGAUGCCACCAUCUCGCUUAAAUGGUCAGUUGCGGCUGCUCUCUCUAUAUCCGAUCCCAUCCGGGAAGAGGCGCCGGCGAUCGUUCGAGCACUCCAGUCCCGGGGCACUCGAGUCUGGAUGCUCUCUGGGGACAACUCCGUGACCGCCUCAGCCGUGGCUGCGCGUAUUGGCAUUCCAUCUGAUCAGGUUAUCAGCGGGGUUCUGCCAGCUCAGAAAUCUGAGAAGAUUACUUACUUGCAGUCAACACUCAAGGCCCGUGUUGGUCAUGACUCUGAGUCCACGACUCGCCGCGCGACGGUUGCUAUGGUUGGUGAUGGCAUCAACGAUAGCCCUGCUUUAACAGCAGCAGACGUUGGCGUCGCCAUUGGUAGUGGCAGCGAUGUUGCCAUCUCCUCCGCGGACUUCGUACUGGUCAAGUCAGAUCUACGAGGCAUUGUGACAUUGCUUGAUUUAUCAGGUGCUGUCUUCCGCCGCAUUAAAUUCAACUUUGGGUGGGCGCUCAUCUACAAUGCCAUUGCUGUCCCCGUAGCGGCGGGUGCGCUUUACCCCAUCAUGUCUAAUGGCAAGCAUGUCCGUCUCGAUCCUGUAUGGGCCAGUCUUGCCAUGGCGCUGAGUAGCAUCAGUGUUGUUACUAGCAGCCUGUUGCUUCGAAGUGGGUUGCCGCUCGUAGGAUUCCGUGAAAGGACGGUGCAGGUGUAA